This is a messenger RNA of Diutina rugosa, 942 nucleotides long. It is a transcript of the gene SEC62, whose product is annotated as Sec63 complex subunit. The transcript has a single exon. The record is from RefSeq and is a predicted model, not a curated record. Gene Ontology annotation, biological process: post-translational protein targeting to membrane, translocation. The coding region runs from base 1 to 942 and encodes 313 amino acids. Gene Ontology annotation, cellular component: endoplasmic reticulum membrane; endoplasmic reticulum. NCBI's taxonomy places the organism in Eukaryota, Fungi, Ascomycota, Pichiomycetes, Serinales, Debaryomycetaceae.
AUGUCUCAACCCGCAGCCAAGCCAGCGGCCCCCGUCCAGAGUCAGCAGGUGAAGGUCGAAACGGAGCAGCGUUCUCCAAUUGCCAUCGCCCUUGCACGCUGGUUAAAGGACCAUCGCGAUCUCAAGCAGCGCGUGGGUUUGCUCAAUAAUGAACAGGACAUCAGCUUCUUCCGCUACAAGCGGUUCCGUCGUUUGUUGACAAGCGACGUGUACAAGAAAGCCCAACAGAAUCCCAAGAACGGUUUGAUUCCUAUAGAAGCCGACGUUGACGCCGACAAAGCGUUUGUAUUGUUGAUCCAAAACCAAAUGAUCGUCCCCGUGCAAAAAUUACACUGGGCUGAAAUCAAGGCCGUACGCGGAUGGAAACCCAACCGUCAAAAGCCGACGCUUAAGCGGAUCAAUGAGGCUCGCGUUGACCCUGACUCGUACUUCGCCUGGACCUACCAGAAGCCGAACCCUUACGCACCACUUUUGGCGUUAUUAUUUAUCGCAGCGGUGUUCACCGUCAUUUUGUUCCCGUUGUGGCCUAACUUCAUGAAGCGUGGGGUGUGGUACUUGCUGAUGGGUGCAUUGGGAUUGAUCGGUUGCUUCUUCGGUAUCGCCAUCGUGCGGUUGAUCGUGUAUGUCAUCACAGCAUUGACGAUGCCUCGCGGUCUUUGGUUGUUCCCCAACUUGUUCGAAGACUGCGGUGUCAUUGAAUCGUUCCAGCCUGCCUACGGUUGGGAAAAGGAGCGGAAGAAGAAGGGUAAGAAGAAGUCGAAGGGCACUGCCGCCGCGGCAACCCCCGGUGCUCUGGCCCCUGCUCCCGCUACCAGCACCAAAGCAAACUCCGCUUCCACUCCUGUGUCAGUGGGAUCGGAUAAACAGGCGGCUUCCGGAGCUGCUGCUGGCCAAUCUCUCCCGACUAAGAGAAAGGUGACUCUCGAAGAGGUUGAUGAGUAG